AUGCAAAUAUCAUCUGCAGUGGAACCGGGCGUUGUCCCGACCUCGCUGCUGCUACUGGGUUCGGGCGGCGGUGGUUGGGAAGUCCCCCGUGAAGAAUUUGUCUCGGCUGUUACUUCAAAACGCCUUCCACAAAAGCGAGAUGGGCGGUUUGGAGGUCUUAGCCUGAGUGUGGCAUUCCUCACAGCCGUUACUACUGCUGCAGCAGUGUACUUGGUACUCCGCUGCGCUUUGUAUUUGACCAACGUCAACAAGAGCAGAGCGUCACUGAGAUUUCUGGCAGGAUCAGAAGAGGCAACAAAUAGGGAUCCGGGAUAUUCUUGCAGGGCCCCAAAGGAGGACCGGCCUGCUGCAGCUGCUGCUGCUUCUUCGGUUGAUGAGUCUGGACCUCUUGAUGAGCAGGAUUUGUUGGCGCGGGCUCGUCGUUAUACAGUUGAAUUGGCGCUACUUGUAAAGACCAGCGAGCCUCUGGUGAGGCAGUUAAGCUUCGAUCUGAGAUUCAAGUGCAUUAAAACGCUUUUGUGUUUGUCUUUAGUGGAGACCUCAGCAUUAUUCUCUCUGUUAGAAAGAAGAGAAAGGAGUGGCAUGGACGCAGAUAUAUAUGCAAUUUACAGACGAAUACGGACCCUUCGCGAUACUUUAACUAAAGACAAAAUUGGCAGGGCACGAGAACGGCACAUCAAUCAUCUUCACAAAUUCCUCGGCAGGGUCCAAGAAAUAGAACCCGCUGCAUCGUCCCUCGCGACCAGGCAGCGACUGUCGAGAAUUGAACAACUGCUACAGCUGCAGGAGAUUGCCUUGACACAGGUCAACAUCGGGCUCUUUUGGUUGAGGGGGAGUCUUGAAAGCUCUAGAGACGUCGGAGCUGCUGAUGCAGCUGUUGAAGUUACUACUACGCAUACUAAGGGUGGUGCUGCGACUUCCGCAGAAGAUCAAACGGCCACAGCAGCUACACCUUCUUCAGUUAUUGCGGCUAUCGCGACAACCGUGUACACACGCAGGGAGCAUGUUCUUAAUGAUCCACUCUUGAGCCGGUGGUUGCGAGGCGUGCAACCGCGGCACUACGGGCUCCUUAACCGCACACGUAUGGAUGAGAUAGCCCAAAGACCCCUCCUAAGCCAUCCCGAACUCGUGGACGGCAUGUUGGCCACUCCGCUAGGGUUGGGAUAUCUACCGUGCGAGUACAUUAGCGCCGAAGAGAUCGACCCACAGCAGGAAACGGCCUCGUCCUCUGUCCGCGAGGCGGCUUCGCGAAGAGAUGGGGUGUCUCCUCAGGAUGACCUUAGUCUUCGUGCCGGAGUGUCGUCGAAACAUCCACAACAACACUCAGGGAAGCGUGCCGGCGCUGUGGUUUCAACUCCUGGUUCUGCGUCCCCCAGCAUCUCCACUGCUGGUGUUGGUGCUCCCGCAGCUCAGAGUCAGCAACGGCUUUUACGAGCCCGCAAUCAGGGCAAUCCAGUAUUUCGCCAUAAAGCGCCAACUGCACCUCAACAGGUCUCGUGGCCUGCUGCUCCGGGGCGUCUCCAAGGCUCUGCAGUGUCUGCUGCUCCCGAACCUGCUGCUGUCCCAUCAGCACCCACUCGCGCACAACAAGUCACGUGGGCCUCUAAGGUAUCGGAUGCCACGUCUGCCGAGAAGACUCUACGAACUCCUCCGUCCCCUGAACUCCUACCAAAGCCCUCGCCCACUUUCUUCCGAGCAGCUGUUUCCUCUGCUGCUGCUUACGCCCCUGAAGCCUUAACGUUGCGGCCGCCCGCUGCUGCUACUCAGGCGCCAGUCUCCUCCGCUCCUCAUUCUGCAUCGGUCGCAACACCAGUAAAACCUGGACUGUUGCCUGCCCCUGCAACCGCGCGUUUGCCUGCACCAGCAUCUCGCUCCCCGAAAGCUGGAAUUGACCGUAAAGCAAGCUCAUCCAGGCAUCGCCGUGGGCCCCCUUCUCCGUCCGGUCCCCAGCUGCAUAAAUUUUCUAGCCGUUCGCCCGCCUCUGCUGGGGGUACUGGAGCUUGGCCAUUGCAGACUAGAGGAGGAGCUGAAGGCAGCUUUCCAGGGACAGGGAAAUUUGUGUGGACUUCUUCGGCCUCGCUGUUGCAGCGACCGACAUCGCAGCCUUUGCCUCCCUCUCCCUGGAUACCGGCGAAAUAUCGUUCAGCCUUAGGAAUCGCAAAUCCAGAAGGUUCGCAGGACAUUGACACUUGGCCGUUUUCGUUCGUUCAGCCUUAG
Eimeria mitis is the source of this 2217-nucleotide messenger RNA. RefSeq lists its product as uncharacterized. The record is from RefSeq and is a predicted model, not a curated record. NCBI's taxonomy places the organism in Eukaryota, Apicomplexa, Conoidasida, Eucoccidiorida, Eimeriidae.